UCAUUUUUUUCAUUUUCAUCGUCGCUUUUCUUCAUUUAUUCCUGUUAGCUUGGAAAUUUCACGAUCCAAGAGAAAAUGCCAGCAAUGCCUUCGUUAUUUCCAAAGCUUCUACACUUCCUAUGAAACAAAGAGUAUAAAACCAGAAAGAAAACCCAACCGAUUCAUUUUCCAUACCAAUUCAUCUCCUCGUUGCCUGCCUGCCUGCCUUGCCCUUCAUCAAACAAACAAGACAUUUGCAUUUCAUUUUCUUCCUGCGAAAUGCCGCCUCCUCCUUCUCCUCUGAAACUCAAGAAGUCAUCAUCUUCCACUCAAACCCUCACCACCACCGCUACUAGCGCACAGGAUGCGCGCCUUCUCGUGCGUGAAACGCUGCGUAUCAGUGCCAGCCUCGCAUCCUCCGAGCCUAAUCUGCCGCCUUUAGACACCCAAACUCACACCCCCCGGAACCAGCUUGGUUUGCUCCACCACGAUCAAGACUUCGUAAGCUCCAGCUUCAGAUUGAUUUGCUGCGAGGAGAUCGACGGCCGCCGAUGGAACUACGUGGCCGAGCCCGAUUCCUCCCCUGGUACCUUCAAGAAGGGCUCCCUUCGUGCUCUUGGCUUGCACAGCCCCCAACCUCCUCUCGACGGGUUAAUGUCAUUUGUAAGGUCAUAUGUUGUCCCGGAAGGAUUCCCUGAUAGUGUAAUCCCUUCCUAUGUCCCCUACAUGACGUGGAGAGCUCUCAAGCACUUCUUUGGUGGCGCAAUGGGUGUUUUCACAACACAAACCCUUUUGAAUUCUGUUGGAGUCUCUAGAAACACAGCUGCUCCUGGUGCUGUUGCUAUCAAUUGGAUUCUCAAGGAUGGUGCUGGUCGUGUUGGAAAAAUGCUUUUUGCCCGACAAGGAAAGAAAUUUGAUUAUGAUCUAAAACAGUUGCGGUUUGCGGGUGAUCUUCUUAUGGAGUUGGGUGCUGGAGUAGAGUUGGCAACUGCAGCUGUGCCGCACCUUUUUCUUCCUUUGGCUUGUGCAGCUAAUGUGGCCAAGAAUGUUGCUGCUGUAACAUCAACAUCAACUCGAACACCAAUUUACAAAGCGUUUGCGAAAGGAGAAAACAUUGGGGAUGUGACAGCUAAAGGAGAAUGUGUUGGCAAUAUUGCAGACUUGCUGGGAACUGGACUGAGCAUAUUGAUCUCAAAAAGAAAUCCAUCAUUAAUUACUACAUUUGGCCUCCUUUCAUGUGGAUAUGUUCUCAGCUCCUAUCAAGAGGUUAAAUCUGUAGUAUUGCACACCUUGAACCGAGCAAGAUUCAGUGUGGCAGUAGAUGCCUUUCUUAAAACAGGGCGAGUUCCAUCAUUGCAAGAGGGAAACUUGAAUGAAAACGUUUUCAGAUUUCCCUGGUUGAAAGAGGGGCCUGUUGUUCUUGGGCCAAGAUUUAAAGAUGCAUUCCAAGAGCCAAAUGUCUAUCUUGCGAUGGAGCCCCUCUUUGAGAAAGAGAGAUAUGUUGUCACUUAUAAUCCAAAAAAAGGUAAAGUAUACGCAUUGUUCAAAGAUCAAGCGAAGUCAGAUGACAUUCUAAAAGCGGCAUUUCAUGCACAGGUGCUUUUGCAUUUCAUGCAUUUAUCUUUUGACAGUCAGCAUCUGUCUCAGAAGGAGAAGACAGCUGGAUACUUAAACUUUGAGCCCACAGCUAAAGAUCUGGAGGCGUGUAUUGUUGAGUCAUGUAAGAUGGUCUCAACUUCAUAUGGGAUUUUCAAGAGUAAAGCUGCAGAGCAGGGGUGGAUGAUGUCAGAAGCACAUCUUAAUCCUGGCCGAGCUCGUCUUAUCAAGUGAUUAAUUUGGACAAUAUGCUACUUAAUUUCCCUGCAAAGGCAACAUAUAAAGUAUGGACAGCUUUAAUACUUGUUACAAACAUACAAACAGAAGAUGCAAAAGAGGGGUUAAAGGGGCUUGUCACCACAAUAUCAUAUCACUGGGACCAUGGGAACCAUUUGUCUCAUUAUGCCUGUCGGAUCUAGAUCGAGCUUUGCUCGGUGGAACGAAGACUUAAAACGAAGAUGACAUGGUGUAGUUUAUAAGCUGUAGAAAUGAUUGGCAAGUAGAUGAUGGAUUAAUGCACAGGGGACGACAUUGUAGAGUUCUCUUCUCUCUGUAGAGUUUGCCCUGAGUUUUGCUUUCUUAGUUAUAGUUUUUUUUUGUUCCCUUUGUUUCAUUUUUGUCACGUUUGGCCUUGUCAAUAUAUGUAUGGUGCAGGUGCAGAAGAAAGAAACCCAUGAAAUCCUUGUAUAAAUAUAAAUGAAUGAAUUUUUCGUUUGUCCAUUACUGCAGAGUUGAUAAUAAUAGCCACUUUUUUUCAUUGAA
Molecule: messenger RNA, 2337 nt
Organism: Prunus mume (Japanese apricot)
Lineage: Eukaryota; Viridiplantae; Streptophyta; Magnoliopsida; Rosales; Rosaceae
Gene: RUS6
Product: root UVB sensitive protein (Protein of unknown function, DUF647)
Source: RefSeq, a predicted model, not a curated record